GAAGCAAUCAGUGUAAGCAACAGAGCGGAGCUGUUUUGGUGUUAGAGUGGCAAGAGGCAGCUUCCGUAGAACACUUCUCUCAUAACUCCAGCUUAUAUUUGAUUCCAGGCCCGUUCUCACAGCUUGGUUGCUCGUUACUAACGGCUAGCGCUGUUUCCUGCCGUUUGUGCCCAGUGUUCGGCGCUGUCCCUCGGCUAUUUUCCCUAGCAGCAGGGAUGGUAUUGUCAACAUCUCAACAAGUCGCCCUGGCGUUCACGGCGGUGCUCUUCACGUUUGUCGUCCUGCCGAGGUUGUUCGGGGUCGGUGGGGGGACAGCGGCAAAGGAAACCAAAUCUGACCAUCGCUACAACAGAAAAGGUCCAGGCCCCGGAGCAUCCAGGGGCCAGCCCAUCAAUGUGAGCCCCCCCGGCUCCCAUCAGAGCGCCGACAACAUCCAGCAGAUGAAGAAGCGCCUGGAGCAGGAGAUGAAGAGCGACAAGUACAAGUCCAACAACAACAAAGGCUACGUGUUCACCCUGAUGCCGCUCUACGCCAUCGGAGUGGGCGUGUUUGCGGCGUACAAGUUUCUGAAGAUCAAGUCUUCAGAUAACAAAACACAAAAGGAUAAGUUCACUCAGGGGGCCAAAAAGUCAGCGGAGGCAGAGAACCAGUUAAAUGAGCUGGAACAAAGGCUGGCGCAGACGGAGAGGAUGCUCAACUCCAUCCUCACCCAGCUGGACCCGCUCACUAACUGCGUGAAAUCUGUUGCCCAGGAGCAGAAGAACGAGAUCAUGUCUCAGCUGCAGACCAUCCGCUACCUGAUGAAGAAGAGAGGAAUGGACUGUCCGCCGCUGAGCGCCAACGACGUUUCCCGCGGCCGGAACCUGGACGAGCUGAUCGAGUCGAUCGGAGCCGGCAAGACCCCCAUGACGACGGCGGACGCUCAGCCCUCCCCCGACUCCCUGGAGGCUCCAGAGGAAGCUGCUGACGGCAGCGACGAGGCGGCGGCGCAGGGCGAGGAGACGAUGGAGCUCCGGCCGGAAGAGUCUGCUGAAGAAGAAGAAGAAGAAGAAGAAGAGGAGGAGGAAGAACCAGAGGCGUGUGAUAAAGGGGAAGACGAGGUGGAAAACUCUGAGUGUUCUUCAUCAUGUGAGACAAACAUUGAGGCUGCCGGUUCAGAGCAGCCUGGAACCGGCCUCAGGAGGCGCAACAGGCCUGAAUAAACUCUCCACCAGGAGGUUGAUGUGACAGUU
Gambusia affinis (western mosquitofish) is the source of this 1232-nucleotide messenger RNA. RefSeq names its product coiled-coil domain containing 107 (gene ccdc107). Gene Ontology annotation, cellular component: intracellular membrane-bounded organelle; neuron projection; neuronal cell body. The transcript is spliced from 6 exons. Gene Ontology annotation, biological process: protein localization to cell surface; synaptic transmission, cholinergic. Bases 216 to 1202 code for a protein of 328 amino acids. NCBI's taxonomy places the organism in Eukaryota, Metazoa, Chordata, Actinopteri, Cyprinodontiformes, Poeciliidae. The record is from RefSeq and is a predicted model, not a curated record.